AUUCUUCCACGCAUCCAGCGAAGACAAUUGGAGGAGGAAAGCGCGAUCCUCGUGACUCGCGACCCCUCGGGUUUAAAUCCCCUGCGACGCAGCACAAGCUACUACUUCACCGUCACCGGAGAAAAUGGCCGACGACGGAGCAACCUCGGCGGCGACGAGCCGGAGAAAGCCGUCGUGGAGAGAAAGAGAGAACAACAGAAGAAGAGAAAGACGAAGAAGAGCAAUAGCAGCGAAAAUAUACUCAGGACUUCGAGCUCAGGGGAACUUCAACUUGCCAAAGCACUGCGACAACAACGAAGUUCUGAAAGCUCUCUGCGCAGAAGCUGGUUGGUGCGUAGAAGAAGACGGAACCACUUAUCGCAAGGGUUGCAAGCCGCCUCUAGCCAAUGGUGCUGGGAGCUCCAUGAGAAACAUUCCCUUUUCUUCUUCUCAAAAUCCAAGUCCUCUUUCUUCAUCAUUUCCCAGCCCAAUUCCUUCAUACCAAGUUAGCCCUUCCUCCUCCUCUUUGCCAAGCCCGUUUCGUUUAGAUGGGGAUAAGGACAAUGUAUCAAACCUCAUUCCAUACAUUCGCAAUGCGUCCGUGUCUCUUCCUCCUCUCAGGAUAUCAAACAGUGCCCCUGUGACACCACCUCUUUCAUCACCAACAUCAAGAAAUUCAAAACCAAUUCCUACAUGGGAGUCUAUUGCCAAAGAAUCCAUGGCCUCCUUCAAUUACCCUUUCUUUGCAGCUUCUGCCCCUGCUAGCCCCACGCACCGUCACCUUUACACCCCUCUCACUAUUCCAGAAUGCGAUGAGUCCGAUACUUCCAUUGGUGAGUCUGGCCAGUGGGUGAAAUUCCAAGCAUUUGCUCCUUCUGCAUCUGUGUUCCCAACUUCUCCAACCUUCAAUCUUGUUAAACCUGUGAUUCCGCACAGGAUGCCUGAUAACUCAAUCCAAGUGAUGAGGACGAGUUCAGAAGAGUUUGGGGUACAGGUAAAGCCUUGGGUUGGGGAAAAAAUUCAUGAAGUGGCAUUGGAUGAUUUAGAGCUCACACUUGGAAGUGGGAAGGUGCGGAGUUAGGCUGCUAGCAGAAUUACCUCAUCUGGGUUAUGUAAGAAUGAGACCACAGGAUUGUUUUUGCUGGUUGGUUGUUCACUCAACUUGGUGUUAGAGCUUGAGUUAAUAGCUACCUCAUCCAGCUCUGUUGGUGCAAGCAGUUUAUCUGGAAGAGACUAGAGAGUUAUUAUUGGGAACCGGAUUUAUCAGAUGUUGUGGGCAUUUUAUGCAGAAAAUCAUCUCCUUCCAUGCCUUGGGUAAAAUAUAGAAAUGAGAAUUUCACUUCAUCCCUUCAUGAUUAAAUCAGCUAUGGUUCAAAAAGGCUCAUCAAACAUAACUGCUUAAGUAUUAGGUGGUGUGAGUGAUUUGAAAUAGAAAUUUGAGGUUUUGUCAAGUUUAUUGUCUAUCAGAAGCUCACAAGACCAGCUUAUUUGUUAAUGUCAUACAUUUAAAUUGUAUUGUUUUUCUUUAUGUUCCUGUUCUUUGUAUCAAAUAGUUUGUAUGUGAUUUUGAUUUUCACCAACAGGUUUUGUAGUGAGCUCAAAGCGAACAAUUGUCUCUUUUGUUGUCUUUCUACCAUAUUGACCUCUUGAUAACUAAA
Glycine soja is the source of this 1637-nucleotide messenger RNA. RefSeq names its product protein BRASSINAZOLE-RESISTANT 1-like. The record is from RefSeq and is a predicted model, not a curated record. Lineage: Eukaryota; Viridiplantae; Streptophyta; Magnoliopsida; Fabales; Fabaceae. Bases 125 to 1060 code for a protein of 311 amino acids. Gene Ontology annotation, molecular function: DNA-binding transcription factor activity. Gene Ontology annotation, biological process: DNA-templated transcription; brassinosteroid mediated signaling pathway. The transcript is spliced from 2 exons.